GCGUUUUUCAAAAAACAUGGAUAGUUUCAAGAUCUUUAUCGAUACCCUUACGGUUCCGGAAAUUUUUGCAAUGUACAGGCAAAGAAUGUUCCGGCGGUACGGUUUAUUAAAAACGGUAAAAGAUGUGCUAAACGAAAAAAUUAUUUUUGGUGGUCUGGUAUUGAUACCACAAUUAGAAAUGAUGUAUCGGCAACUGGCAAGGGAACUUCUGUAUUUUGAGCAACGUAACAUGGCCAGCACAACGCCAACACCAAUUUCGCGAAGAAAACUUGCGGCGUCGAAAAGGCCUCGGGCUGUAAUUGAAUUGAGCGACGACGAUGACGACGCGUUAGUAAGAGAGUAAAACCGCAAAACCAGCAACCUGAAGCUAAUAAGUCGACUACAACAUUGCAAAGAGGCGGUGGAGCCGAGGAAGUACCAGACUAUCAAAAUCCUCAACCGUCGACAUCACGACAAAACGAUGGAUUCAAUGACAAUGAGUUAGCUGAAUUAUUCAGUAGGCUGGAUGAGUCAAUAGCAUUGCAAAAUGGUGAAGGCGGUGCUGGGGACGGUGGAGAAUUACCGCAAAUUGUGAGAAAUAACCAGGCAGUAGUAACGACUCCUCAAAAAAAACGAUGAAUCUCUUCGGUGCUAUUUUAAUAAACUUGACGAAACGGAGAAUUUCAUCAAACGUUUUAACCUAACAUCGAGAUGCAUUAGAUUAACUUUUAGGGAGUUUGAAGAUGGCGCAAAGGAGAAUCCGAUGGCAUACAUAAAAGUAAUACAUUAAAAAAAUGGUGUAAUAACAAGUUCUAAUUAUGAUAUGUUUUUUGGAAAUGUGUUAACGAAAUGUUGGCCUACGUUGGUCAAAGUUGUAUGGGAGACGACAUGGUCGGCGUUAUGAUUGAAAACGAAGAGUUUCCUGACAAACCCAUUGGCAUCAGCUUCAGGAAGUACAGGGAGCUAACAGCCGCUGGUAUGCUCAACGUAAUCGCGAAGGUACUUCAGAGCAACGCCACCUUCUUCACCAACGAUUUGUUAAGCAUCCGAUUCGACCAAGUAUGUCUACCCGUAGGUCAAGGUUUCAGGGAUAAAAACACCCGAUAAUGAGGAUAAUAAUUUAUGUUUAACAUAAGUAGAUAUGCUGUGCCGGUUCAAAUUCACUUCGUCUGCGCAUGCGCCAUUUCAGGGAUUCCAACCAUCAGCCAGCUUAUGCACUGAGGAUAUGGUGACAUGUCCCUAUAAUAACCUACAUAGGCUAGUAUGGCACAGGAUGGCCAAACACAUUUUUAAGUGUCACAGAGAAGAGGACGCAAAAAGAAAAAGAGAGUCCGAAAAUAAACAAAACGUAGAAGAUCAGACAGAAAGUUGGGAUAACGGAAAUUAUCUUAAUAAAAAUAAACAAAACGCCGAAGAUCAGGAAGAAAGUUGGGAUAACGAAAAUUAUCUGACUGAAAAUAAACAAAACGCAGAAGACCAAGAAGCAAGUUGGACUAACGAAAAUUAUCUAACUGAAAAUAAACAAAACGUUAACGAUCAGGAUGAAAGUUGGGAUAAUGACGAUUAUCUGAUUGAGAAUAAACAAAAUUCCGAAAAUGAAGAGGAAUGUUGGGAUAACGAAAGUUAUCUUAUGUAUUAAUACAGUAUAAUUGUGGAACUGUGAAAUAAAUAAGCUAGAAAAUAAAAAAGCAUUUAUAAAACGUAGUUUUCUUUGGUAAAUGCCCUGUAUAAUUAAAUAAAAGUAGACUCAUAUGAGAUCUAAAACAGAAACCUGUUCCCAUUUCCUCAUCAAAAAGUAUGUGCCCUUUCUCACUGUUUACACGCAAAGUUUCACCUGUAGUCAUUACAUCCUUAAAUGGGGUUGGAAAAUAUUUGAAUAGUGUACUAGCAUAAAUUUGUCAAAAAAUUGUACAACAAUUGUACUUCAAAAUCAUCGAUACAAUCUAAG
This is a messenger RNA of Tribolium castaneum (red flour beetle), 1927 nucleotides long. RefSeq lists its product as uncharacterized. The coding region runs from base 829 to 1086 and encodes 85 amino acids. NCBI's taxonomy places the organism in Eukaryota, Metazoa, Arthropoda, Insecta, Coleoptera, Tenebrionidae. The transcript is spliced from 9 exons. The record is from RefSeq and is a predicted model, not a curated record.